AUGCAUGGCCAAACGGUAUGCCCUUUUCAAUUGCAACCGGAAACCAAAGGUAGAAAGGAGAAAAGAGAGGGGAAUAGUAAGGUAGGCUCACAAAGCAGAAGGAAGGGCAAGGAUGUUGAGAUUGAAGAUGAGUCUGAUGGACAGACAUCAGUGCAUCAAAGAAUAGUCUACCUUCAGAACCAGCCAGCCUCUAGAUAUAGAAGUGUGAAAGAAAAACUCCAAUGGAGCAAGAAAGCUGACUCUGGAGGGGAAACAAAUUUACCGGAGAGUCAGUAA
Arabis nemorensis is the source of this 276-nucleotide messenger RNA. Lineage: Eukaryota; Viridiplantae; Streptophyta; Magnoliopsida; Brassicales; Brassicaceae. The record is from the annotation of a GenBank genome assembly.